This is a messenger RNA of Chrysochloris asiatica (Cape golden mole), 5226 nucleotides long. RefSeq names its product probable ATP-dependent RNA helicase DDX60-like. The record is from RefSeq and is a predicted model, not a curated record. The transcript has 36 exons. Bases 1 to 5226 code for a protein of 1741 amino acids. Lineage: Eukaryota; Metazoa; Chordata; Mammalia; Afrosoricida; Chrysochloridae. Gene Ontology annotation, molecular function: nucleic acid binding; ATP binding. Gene Ontology annotation, cellular component: cytoplasm.
AUGGCUUUUGCUCCUAAUUUGUUGCAACAAAACUCAGAUACCAGCGACAGUGAAAGUGAGAAUGAUAAUGAAACUGAUAGCUCUGGAGACAAUGAGAGCACUGAAAGCUUGUCCUCAUUUGAUCAGUCUGAAGAGGAAGAUGACCUAAGUUCUGAAGGCGGAAUGGAAGAACCAGCUGUUGGGCAGUUACAGCGUGAGUUGGAAAUCAAUGAAGAAAACCCUCUGGAAACUGAAGUUAGCACUUCUGAUUUGCAAAAAUUAGGAUUAACUAAAUGUAAGCAAGUUCUGGGGAAGCUCUCAGAAUUGAUACGGAAAACUCUGUCAAAAUCUAAGUUUGUAAGCUUACUUAAAGACUUCGUUGAGUCUGAAUUUUUUUUAAUUGAUGGAGAUUCUUUAUUCAUCACUUGCGUAUUCAAUGUGAACUUUAAGAAAGGACAAACUCUUCACUUUUUUUACAUUGUUGAACGAUAUCUGCAUGAUUUCAUUAAAAAAGAAGCCAGAUUUUUAAUUGUCUUUUUUAAGGAUGUGGAAAAUAUGUAUUUUAAUUAUCCUGAACUUUUGGCACUUCGUACUGCAUUAAUUCAACAUCUACAACACAAUACUAAUGCAACUGUUCAUACAGAAUUUUCCAAUUGCUUGUCUCCAGAAUGGGAACUAUUUCUUAAAGAAUGUUAUCCAUAUUUUCUGAUUGUCACAGACCAAGGAAUAACAUAUUAUCACACAGAGUUUUUGAACAUUUUUAUCAUUCAUGCUCUUCAGAAUAAAAUCAAUAUUGUACUAUCUUUGGGACAAGAGACUGAUGUCCUUAGAAUUCAUGGGUACUAUGCCGCAAGUUGCUAUCUUCACAAACAAUUUUUUGAAAAGCAUGAAGAACAACUACAAUUUGCCAUAAACACCUACCUAAAAACGUAUUUCCAAAAGUUGCAAGAAACAGAAAUAUACCUAUAUGGUCUUAUGAAGCUAGACUUGGAAGACAUGCAAAAAGAGGAGUUGGAGAGUGCACUAACUCUGGAUGAUGCAGGAGACCUUUGCAGAAUGCACUGUCUUGGUGUGAUUUUCCUUCAACAUUUAUCCUUGCUUCAAAGAGCUAAGAGUAGAAUUAUUACUCAUAUUUGGGACAAAACAUUGUCACCAUUUCUAAGAAUGCUAAAAAGAUGUGAAUUUUUCAUCCUAAAACAAUUAAAGGCUAAUAGCAAUUGGAAUGUGAAUUUCACUGGUCUGCCUGACUUAACAGAUAAUAUUUUAUGGAAAAAUAUAGCCUUUUAUUAUGAAAUUGAUUAUUGCACAGGUCUAAACUUGGAAUUGGGAGACACUUUGAUGCAGGAAUAUCAGAAGUUGUGGAACUCAGUCUUAACAUUAUCAGGAGGUUGUGAUUUUGGAGGAGCCAUGCCCUUAAGGAGAACUUCUAGAGCAUUUCUUAGACAGAAGGAGAUGAUACCUAGAGGACCAAAUCAAGAAAUUCAAAAGCCAGGGUUAAUCCCUCUGAAAUCUGAAUUUAUACAAGAUUAUGCUGGAGAUAUUCUUGCAGAACUGCCUUUUCUCAGCAGUGAUGAUCCAGCUGUUAAGUCUCUUUCUAACAAUAAAGAAUUUGAUGAACUUGUACACUGGCAUUCUACUAGACCUCUCAGUGAUGAUUUUAAAAGAGCCCGUGAUGUUAAACCCAAAAAUGACAAAGAAAGAAGAGAAAUGCAGAAAUUGCACCAUUUUUAUCACGUCUUUGGAAAAUCUAUGGUAGGAAGUAACAGACCGUUAAGGGUGGUGAGAGAAAGACCUCUGGAGUCUCCAGCAAAUUCUUCUGUUCAAAAGAAAAAGAAACAGCAGAAGAGUAAUACAGAAAAAAUUAUUGAAGAAAAUCAAAAGAGACAGCUAGCUCAACUAGAAAAAAGAGAGGAAGAAAGAUGGAAUAACUUGUCUCUGUCUAUUGCAAAGGAAAUUAAAGGAAAUCCUAGUUCUGGCAUGAAGAAACUAGAAGAUUUUCUCCAAACAUGCCCUGUGAAAUCUGUAAAAUUUAUGGCUGAGAUGGUAGGAUUGGAGGCUUGUUUCAAAUCAUGGAUGGAAUGCUGUCUAAAUUCAGAUAUAGAUGCUAAAGAUAUAAACAUAAUAAUUCAGAUGAUGAAAAGAAUUCACAUAAUCUAUGGUAAAUACUUAGAACUAUUACAAAAUGCACAUCGACAAAAGUUAGCCAAAUACUUAAAAUAUAUUGGAUUUGACAACUUGGCUUACUCAUUAUGUCCUCAGAUGCUAAAUACUGAAAAGGAUAUUUCUAAAUAUUCAGUUUGCAUGGGAGCAGCUCGGUUUCAGUUAACACACAUGGGCCCAUAUUUACUUCGAGAAGAACGAACUGAUCCUGACCCCAGGGUGCAGCAUUUCAUACCAGACGAAUGGCAGAGGGAACUUCUUGAUGUUGUAGAUAAUAAUGAAUCUGCUGUUAUUGUUGCUCCAACUUCAUCAGGAAAAACCUAUGCUUCUUAUUACUGCAUGGAGAAAAUACUGAGAGAGAGUAAUGAAGGUGUGGUUGUAUAUGUUGCUCCAACAAAGGCACUUGUUAAUCAAGUGGUGGGGACUGUCUGCAAUUUAUUUAACAAAGCAUUGCCAAAAGGGUUAGCGGUAUGUGGAGUUUUUACAAGAGAUUACCGUCAUGACACCUUUAAUUGCCGGAUACUGGUCACAGUACCUCAGUGUUUAGAAAUACUCUUGCUAUCGCCUCAUCAGCAAAAUUGGGUGAAAAGGAUUAGAUAUGUCAUAUUUGAUGAGGUUCACUGUCUUGGAGGAGAAACUGGAGCAGAAGUUUGGGAACAUCUUCUUGUUAUGAUUCGGUGUCCCUUUUUGGCACUUUCUGCUACUAUCAGUAAUCCUGAAGAUCUUACCGAAUGGUUGGUGCUAGUUAAAAGAUACUGGCAAGAUGCAGACAGCACGAUGGAAAAUUCAGGUGCAUCACAAAAUGCCUUGAAAAGUUCAAAGAAACAACCAAAAAAAAGGAUUGAAAAGCCAUCUUACCGAGUUAGAUUGGUGUGGUACAAAGAGCGAUAUAAUGAUCUAGAAAAGUAUGUGUGCUCCAUAAAGAAUAAUGAUUUUCUCAUUGAACAUUAUCACCCAUGUGGAGCACUUACAGUCAAUCAUAUAAAGAAAUAUGGAGUUCCUUUAGACCUUGGAUUAUCUCCCCGGGAAAGCAUAUUGCUCUAUGAUGCUAUGGUACAUGUUUGGCCUGAAUGGUCAAGAAUGCAGGAGUUGGAACCUGAGGAAUUCAGUUGCUUUAAAAAUAAAGUAGUCAUCAUGAGGAGAGAUGCAAAAAAAUAUGAAGAGGAGCUGAAAAAGGAAAUGAUUCAUUGGAUUCAACUGGACACAGGCAAGGUGGAUCAGCUACUGAAGUACCUUAAGCCUCAAACUUUUGACAGUCCAGAAACUGAAAAGCGAAGUAUGCUUCCCUGCUUUGUGGAAAAACUUAAAGAAAUGAAUAGGUUACCUGCAAUAUUUUUUUCAUUCAACAUCCACUCAGUGGAAUUAUCAACUUCGCACCUUUUUACUAAUUUGAUAAAUAAGCAAAAUGCUCAUAAAUAUCCAAAUUUUGAAAAACAGAGGAAAAUUUUGGAAAGGAAACUAUUGAAAGUGAGAAAAUCUCAAAAGAGAAACAUUUCUGUUUUUUUAAAUUCAAACUCUGGUGCCAGAAUUCAAAGACUUAUUUUAGGGAUGGCUGAAAUAAAUGAGAUAAAGAAAAGUCUUAAGAAACUUACAAAAGUUUCUCCAGAUUGCACAUAUGCUGACCGUUCAGUUGUGGAUAAUCAGACUCUAAUGAAGAUCUUACAUAGAAUUAAAAGAACAAGACAAUAUAACAAACUGCGCAAUCUGUUAUGGCGGGGCAUUGGAUACCAUCAUGGCUCAAUGGAAUAUAAACAAAGACAAGUUGUAGAGAUGCUGUUCAGAAUGGGACAUGUUAAGGUGGUAACAGCUACCUCAUCCCUUGCUUUGGGGAUUAAUAUGCCAUGUAAAUCUGUUGUUUUCACAGAAGAUUCUGUUUAUUUGGAUGCCUUGCACUUUCGACAGAUGUCUGGUCGUGCAGGGAGACGUGGAGAAGAUCUUAUAGGAAAUGUAUUCUUCUAUGAUAUCCCAUUACCCAAGAUAGAACGGCUCUUAAAAUCAAACGUGCCGAAACUGAAGGGUCAGUUUCCUCUGAGCAUAUCCCUCGUUCUCAGACUUAUGCUGUUAGUUGCCAAAGCAGAUGACAAAGAGGAUGCCAAAGCAAAGGCAUUAUCAGUGCUGCAACAUUCACUGAUGUCUUUCAAGCAACCAAGAAUCAAGUGCAUGUUAAAAUUUUACUUCUUAUAUUCUUUGCAAUUCUUGGCCACAGAGGGAUACUUGAGUCAAGAAUGUAUUCCCAUAGGAUAUUCCGGACUUGUGUCCCAUUUGCACUACCAUGAACCUGCAAAUUUUGUCCUAGUUAGCUUCCUGGUAAAUGGUUUAUUUCAUAAGUUGUGCACUCCAAUGAAAACAGAUGGUCCAAAGACAUUUUCUGAAGAUGUGAUGGAGACCUUAGUGGUAGUGUUAGCACAUCUAUUUGGAAGAAAUUAUAUGCCUCCCUCUAUGCAAAAGUAUAAGAAGGCAUUUUCUCAUUCAGUGGUGAUUCUAGAUGAUCUUCCCAAGGACUUUGCUACAGCAGUAGAGGAACACAACAACAAAAUCCAUAGGAAUUUUGGUUCUUUCCUCCUAACAGUUUCUAAGUUGGCAGACAUGAAAAAAGAAUACCAAUUACCUCUCUCAGAAAUUGACUUUUCAGAUAAAGAAUAUGAAGAUUCUGAACUAGUUUCCCAUUUGAUGCCUGGAUCAGAAAAGAGAACUGCUGUCUCCCCAUUUGCGUGCCUGUCCAAUAUCACCGAUCAAGAUUUAUUUGAUAUUAAUGUGGUAAAUGAUGCUAUGUUACAAACAGUUAGUGUGAAUGUAAAAGACAUUCCUUUCCUUCAGUUGAGUAAAUAUGAUAUAAAUGGAAGAAAACGUCCAUUGAAUGGCUAUGCACUGAACUUCUACAAACAUGGUUCCCUGUUAGCACUGACUGAAGAUAAUUGGUUAAAUAUGGGAGAUGCCUUUAAUUUGAUCAGAGAUUUGACACUUGUUAUCCAAUCGAUCAGGAUUUCACUAAUUGAAUUAUGUGAUGAUGAAGAUGAUAAUGUUCUGUUGGCAUUUAAACAACUAAGUGAAGCAUUCGAGAAAAAAUUUUGGAAAAAAGUAAGAUAA